Messenger RNA from Trichoderma virens Gv29-8, 387 nucleotides. RefSeq lists its product as uncharacterized. The transcript has a single exon. Gene Ontology annotation, biological process: response to antibiotic. NCBI's taxonomy places the organism in Eukaryota, Fungi, Ascomycota, Sordariomycetes, Hypocreales, Hypocreaceae. Bases 1 to 387 code for a protein of 128 amino acids. The record is from RefSeq and is a predicted model, not a curated record.
AUGGAUCCUGAAUUCCAGUCCGUUGUUCCAAUUUUAAGAAUUUUUGAUGUCAAAACGGCCGACGAAUUCUACCUCGAUUUCCUCGGAUUCACGGUGGACUGGGACCACCGUUUUGACAAUAAUGCACCAUUGUAUCGUCAAAUUUCCAAAGGCGGCCUCAUUCUACACCUCAGUGAACAUCAUGGAGAUGGGAGCCCCGGCAUAAAAAUUCGCGUCAUGAUGAAACGGGGGAUUACUGGAUAUCACGAGUGGCUUAUCACCAAGAAGUAUCGAUAUAUGAGACCAGGGAUAGAAAAGGGGUAUGGGGGACCGGAUUCUCAAGAACUUACUGUGAUUGACCCAUUUGGCAACACAAUCACGUUUUGCCAGACUGAGAAGGAUGAAUAA